AGUAAAGUCACUUAAAAGUCAGCAUUACCAUUGAAAAAAGUAAAUUCAAAAUUAAUAAUGGAUAAAAGGAGAUGUGGGAAAAGUCGUAGUUGAAGCUGCAAAGAAAAGUUUUGCAAAAACAGCAAAAGAAGUUGUGAAGAAAGGAAUAGAGAACAUUCUCUUCGUUUUUCUCACCGAGCCAAUAAAUGUUAUAAAAUAAGGACAAGUUUUUUUUUCUUCUCGAGAACUGUACUGAAAUAUUGAAUUGUGAAUUGAUUUCCUGAUCACGAGCAAAUUAUGAAAACGAGAAACACUUUCUGGUUAAUAUGCAGCGGAGUUCUAUUUCAUAUGGUCGACUCGGCGCUAAUGCACAAUCAAAAUGUGAUGAAACGUUGUCGAUGCCUAACAAACGAAUUCAAUGAUAAUAACAUUGUUGGCGCACAAACGGUAUGUAAUUCGAAGACAAAUCUUCGUGAUUUUUUCCGAGACCGAGAAGAUUUGCUUAAAUAUGAAGCAGAAACAAGUUUUGCGGCUGAGAUUAAACUCACCGACAACGAACAGCUUGCGAACAAAAUUAUUAUGAAAGCCAAAGAGGAUGAAUUUCAAGCGGGUUUAUUCCAGCCACACCAAUUCAAUCCAUCACGUCAUAUUUUCGAAGUUUUGGAUGCCAUCAAACAAUCGAAACUGUUUCAAAUCAUACAAAAAAUGCCAAAGGGUGGCAUUUUACAUACGCACGAUACAGCUUUCUGCUCCAUAAGCUGUGUGAUUUCAUUAACUUAUUGGUCGAAUUUGUGGCAACGGACGUCAAUCAACAACAGCAAUGACAUUUUGGAAUUUGUAUUUUCGCGUGAUAAACCCAAGAAAAAACCAGACGAUAACGAUUCGUCAUGGCGUCUCGUCAAAGAUGCCCGAUCUGAAAUUGGUGCCAAGAAAUAUGAUGAAAAUUUACGUAAACUAUUCACUCUAUCCGACAAAAAUGUUAAUCCACGUAUACAAUUCAAGGACGCUAAUGACGCAUGGAAUCAUUUAACUGGUCUAUUUACUAAAUUAGAGCCCAUUCUUACAUAUGCACCAGUUUUGAAAGCCUAUUACAAGCAUGCACUCACAGAAAUGCAGGCGGACGGUGUUCAAUAUAUGGAAUUCAGAGGUCUCUUGACCAAGCUCUACGAUUUGGAUGGUAAUAAAUACAAUGAAGAGGAUAUAAUGGAAAUGUAUGUUGAAGCAUUGGAUGAAUUCAAGCGUGAUAAUCCAUCGUUUAUUGGCUCGAAAUUCAUAUAUUCACCACUCAAGAAAAAGUAUAAUGAGACGAUAGCCAAAUCUUUUGACAUCGUUCGUCGACUGCAUGCGAAAUUUCCACAAUUCUUGGCCGGUUUCGAUUUGGUUGGACAGGAAGACAAGGCUCCUGCUUUAGUUUCAUUUGCCGAAAAGAUUUUACAGUUGCCUGACGACAUAAAACUCUUUUUCCAUGCCGGUGAAACAGCGUGGUUUGGCAGUGUUGAUGAAAAUUUGAUUGAUGCAGUUUUACUGGGAAGUCGUCGAAUUGGUCAUGGUUAUGCAUUGGCUAAACAUCCAAAAGUAAUUGAUCUUGUCAAAAGCAAUGAUAUUGCGGUUGAAGUGAAUCCAAUCUCAAAUCAAGUACUCAAACUUAUUGAAGAUUUUCGUAAUCAUCCAGCGUCAGUGCUUAUGGCAUUAAAUGUGCCCAUUGUUGUUUCAUCUGAUGAUCCAUCUUUUUCGGAGGUGUUACCGUUGUCUCACGACUUUUACAUUGCGUUUUUGGGAAUUGCAUCGCGUCACAGUGACUUGCGAACUCUUAAGAAAUUCGCAAUCAAUUCUAUUCAGUACAGUUCACUAAACGAUAGUGAAAAAACAGUAGCAUUCGCCAAGUGGCAAGUCAAAUGGGACACAUUUAUUGAAGACGUUGUACAAAAUCAACAAAAAUUUAAAUAAAAAUAAUUUUGAAAUGUAAUAUGUCAUUCCACACAAAUUAUGAAAUAAUAAGUAUCUAUUUUUUAUCGGAAAAAGAAAAUAUUCAAAUAAAGACUACUAUUACUUCUACAA
This is a messenger RNA of Contarinia nasturtii (swede midge), 2037 nucleotides long. RefSeq names its product adenosine deaminase 2-like. The transcript has 5 exons. NCBI's taxonomy places the organism in Eukaryota, Metazoa, Arthropoda, Insecta, Diptera, Cecidomyiidae. Gene Ontology annotation, biological process: inosine biosynthetic process; adenosine catabolic process. The record is from RefSeq and is a predicted model, not a curated record. Gene Ontology annotation, molecular function: adenosine deaminase activity. The coding region runs from base 277 to 1926 and encodes 549 amino acids.